This is a messenger RNA of Rubroshorea leprosula, 2801 nucleotides long. The record is from the annotation of a GenBank genome assembly. NCBI's taxonomy places the organism in Eukaryota, Viridiplantae, Streptophyta, Magnoliopsida, Malvales, Dipterocarpaceae.
AAAAUUAUGUGUUUCAUCUCAGCCCUAUCUUCUUCGUUUUCUUCGCACUACAACGUUGGCAUCUCCAUGCAUCAACCAUAAUCUCUCUUUCUCUUACGCAAAAAGGUUGUCUCUCUUUAACAAACAAAACCCACCAUUCAAUCUUUCUCUCUCUUUUACAGAAAUGCAUACCUUGUCUCCCCACUCUUUCCUGCCGGAGCUGCUUACAUUUACCGCCGGUUUCUGACCGCCCCCAACCCCCUUUUUCUUCUCCACCAUGACCCACCUUCCCCACCGGGAAUCCUUCUCCGGUCCCCUCCCUGGUGCCACUGCCACUGUCACAGCUUCUAGCGAUACUGACCUUGCAUGGCCCUUUGGCAAGCUCGAUGCUAUUGACCGGGACGAUAUCAGGGAAACGGCGUACGAGAUCUUCUUCACCGCCUGUCGGUCGUCGCCGGGGUUCGGAGGCCGGAAUGCCUUGACAUUUUACUCCUCACACGAUCACCUCGGUAAUGGGGAUGGAGGAAGUGGGUCAGGAUCAUCAGUGAGUCCGGGUUCACCAAGCGCUCGGCCCAAUGGGGUGGUGACGACGACUCCAAACAGUCGAGUAAAGCGGGCGUUGGGGUUAAAAAUGUUAAAGAGGUCACCGUCGCGGAGGAUGUCAUCAGUGAGUUGCGUUGGUAGUGGAGGUGGCUCCACACCGUCAUCACCCGUCCACCAUCACCACCACAGUCAUAGCUUUAGCGGUAACAUGGCUUUCUCAACGUUGCCGGCUUCAAGACCUAGGCGGCCGUUGACGUCCGCCGAGAUUAUGAGGCAGCAGAUGAAGGUAACGGAGCAGAGCGAUAAUAGGCUACGGAAGACGCUCAUGAGAACCCUUGUUGGUCAAGUACACCGCGUUGAUCAUUACAUUCGAUCUUCUGUGAGAAAUGCAUUCGUGAAGAAAAUAGAAAAUGGGAAUGUGAAGGAAGUGAGAGACCAGGAAGCAAGUGAAGCUUUGCUUCAACUGGCUAAAGAAACAGAGGAUUUGGCUUUGAGAGAGAGGGAAUGUUUUAGUCCCAUAUUGAAGAGAUGGCAUCCGGUGGCAGCCGCAGUGGCUGCAGUAACGCUACACCAGUGUUACGGGGAAGUUUUGAAGCAAUACCUCACUGGAACUUCCAUGCUCAACAGUGAAGUUGUUGGAGUACUGCAAAGGGCCGGCAAGCUUGAGAAGAUAUUGAUUCAAAUGGUGGUUGAGGAUUCUGAAGAAUGUGAAGAUGGAGGUAAAGGGAUUGUUAGAGAGAUGGUUCCUUAUGAAGUUGAUUCAAUCAUAAUGAGAUUAUUGAAACAAUGGAUUGAGGAGAGGUUGAAGGGAGGGAAAGAGUUACUCAGCAGGGCGAAAGAAACUGAAACAUGGAAUCCCAAGUCUAAAUCGGAGCCCUACGCACAAUCUGGUGUAGAGCUGAUGAAAUUGGCCAAGGAAGCUGUUAAUGAUUUCUUUGAAAUCCCUAUUGGGAUUACAGAUGACUUGGUUAUUGAUUUAGCUGAUGGGCUAGAGCUUCUCUUCCAAGAAUAUUGUACAUUUGUCGCAUCAUGUGGGUCAAAACAGAGUUAUCUUCCUACACUUCCUCCUUUAACCAGAUGCAACCGGGACUCAAGGAUCUUGAAGCUUUGGAAGAUUGCUAGUCCUUGCAGUGUUGGAGCUGAAGACAUGCAUCCAGUUGGAUCAACGGAAGGCCACCAUCCUCGUCCAUCAACCAGUCGUGGUACACAGCGCCUUUAUAUCCGCCUUAACACCCUGCACUACGUCAUCUCCCAUCUCCAUUCUCUAGAAAAAACCCUUACCCUCUCCCCUAGAGUAGUUUCUUCCACACGCAACCGUUUUAGUAACAACCGAAGGAAUGGUAGCUCAUCCUCAUACUUUGGACAUGCUCAUGGAUCAAUCCAAUCCGCUUGUGAACAUGUAUCAGAAGUUGCAGCCUACCGCUUGAUCUUCCUCGAUUCAAAUUCAGUAUUUUAUGAAAGUCUAUAUGUUGGUGAUGUAGCCAAUGCUAGAAUUAGACCAGCAUUGAGAAUUCUAAAGCAAAAUCUAACUCUCCUGACUGCUAUCCUAACAGACCGAGCACAAGCUCUUGCAAUGAGGGAAGUAAUGAAGGCAUCCUUUGAAGCAUUCCUGAUGGUUUUGCUUGCUGGGGGGCCUUCCCGGAUCUUUAAUAGGUUUGAUCAUGAGAUAAUCGAAGAGGAUUUUGAUAGCUUGAAGAGGGUUUUCUGCGCUUGUGGCGAAGGAUUGAUAUCUGAGGAUAUAGUGGACAGGGAGGUUGAGACAGUAGAGGGGGUGAUAACCCUUAUGGGACAAGCAACAGAACAACUAAUGGAGGAUUUUAGUAUUGUUACUUGUGAAACAAGUGGUAUAGGACUUGUUGGAACGGGGCAGAAGCUACCAAUGCCACCAACAACAGGGCGGUGGAAUAGAGCUGAUCCAAACACAAUAUUGAGGGUGUUGUGUCACAGAAAUGAUCGUGUUGCCAAUCAGUUCUUGAAGAAGUCAUUCCAAUUAGCAAAGAGGAAAUGAAAAGAGGAGAAAUUUUUUCUUAUUUUGUAUAAAAGAAGAAAAAGGUUGUGUUUCUGGUGAAUUUCAAGUAUUGAUCUUUCCCCCAGUUGCAUAAAAAACUGUAAAUGAUUAAAUUUAGCGGGGGGCGGUGUACUCAAAUUUGGAUAAUCGUAAAUGUUAUGUCAUCAUCAAGAUCAUAUUCGAGGUAGAGAGACCACUGUACCUUCUUUCUUUUUUUUUAUUUUUUUAUUUUUUUAUCUUGAUUCUGUAUAGCUCUAGGCACUUCUACUUC